GUCAUGUCAGAAGGAGAUAUUGUAUUGAAAGAAGUUGAAGAUGUGGAAAAGAAAAAGCUUCCCAGAAGGAUAAUCCACUUUGUGAGUGGGGAAACCUUGGAGGAAUAUAGCACAGAAGAGGAGGAGGAUGAGGAGGAACAAGAUAAAGUUGACUUCUAUAGCGUUGACACGACAGCAAUGACUUGGGGAAGCUACCUACAAUUUUGGAUGCUGCGGAUUGUUACGAUGGCUUUCUUCACCUGUGAUUUCCUUGGAGGACGUUUAGCAUCAAUCUUUGGCUUGAAUCUGCCAAAAUAUCAAUACGUCAUUGACGAAUACAACAGGAUGCAGGAUGAGGAGACUGAAGAUGAGGAUGGUGAAGAUGUUACAGAAAUAGGUGAGCCCAGUGCUGUGAACGAGAAGAUACAUCUUCACAUGCAAAGUAUGGAAUAUGGAACCAUCCAUCCUACACAAGAUGGAACUUUACCUGAUAAUGUUCAAAUGGACACAGAAACCCAAAAUUCUGAAUCAGUAAUCAGUGGGAAAUGAGCAUUUUGUACUUCAAUUAAGUUAUAAAGAGAAUCAACAAACAGCCAAUAUGUUAAAGAGACUGUAUUUUAUUUCAAUGAUCAGAUAUUUUACUGUGUAACUAUUUAUGGUUCCAGAUGAUGAACAAUGUGUUUAGAUGAGAUGCCAAUGUAUCAUUUUUUUCAAGCUUCAAAAGGAUUGACAGAACCUCUGGAUGCCUAAAAAGGCCACUGAAACCUUUUAUUACCGGGAUCUAGAUUUUCUCCUGCUACUAUAUACUACUGUUGCUUUAUUGUUCCCUGAAAUUCAUUUUCCACGCACAAAAAAAUCUGGAAAUGCACUGAGAUGGUUAGUAGAGUAAAAUAAAUAAAUAUAUAUACACAUUUUUAUUAGUGAUGUAUUUCUCCCAUUCCAAUACACCAGA
Bombina bombina (fire-bellied toad) is the source of this 931-nucleotide messenger RNA. It is a transcript of the gene FAM177B, whose product is annotated as family with sequence similarity 177 member B. The transcript has 5 exons. The record is from RefSeq and is a predicted model, not a curated record. Bases 4 to 528 code for a protein of 174 amino acids. Lineage: Eukaryota; Metazoa; Chordata; Amphibia; Anura; Bombinatoridae.